This is a messenger RNA of Thamnophis sirtalis, 1610 nucleotides long. The record is from RefSeq and is a predicted model, not a curated record. Lineage: Eukaryota; Metazoa; Chordata; Lepidosauria; Squamata; Natricidae.
CUGGGUUCCGGAGAAGUAUGCGCCUGUGCCGUAGGAAAUGCAACUACAGUCACCUGGCGUGUCGGACACAUUGCCUCAACAGUUGCUACAGUGCUAUGGCAGCACCUUAUGAAGAGGUGGUGAGAUAUCAAAGGCAGCCAGGUGAUCGAAACAGAUUAAUUGUACUAAUAGGUCCUUCAGGUGUUGGAGUGAAUGAACUACGGAAACAGCUUAUUGGUAUUAAUCCUCACCUGUUCCGAAAUGCAGUGCCACAUACAACCCGUGCUCAAAAGAGCUAUGAAGAGAAUGGUCGGGAAUAUCAUUAUGUACCAAAGGAAACAUUUGAAAAUAUGGUGUACAAUUACAGCAUUACAAAUGGACAUUAUAUAUUUCUUGUUUAUGAAAGUCUUAAGGAUUUUGCUACAUUUCUUAUUCUUUAUUUUGCAUCUCUAUCUCUCACUUCAGAAGAAGAAGAAUUCAUUGGAUCUGUUCAGCCGGUGUUCAUUCAUCAACACAGAACCGUUACACUUCAUAGACAACCAGUUGGUGGCUUGGGCUUAAGUAUAAAGGGUGGUGCCGAGCACAAAGUGCCUGUUGUUAUAUCAAAAAUACUUAAAGACCAAGCAGCAGACCAGUCAGGAAUGCUGUUUAUUGGAGAUGCCGUAAUACAGGUUAACGGCAUAAGUGUAGAAGGCUCUACCCAUGAAGAAGUGGUGCAACUACUGCGAAAUGCUGGCGAUGAAGUUGCCAUCACCGUUCAAUACCUCAGGGAAGUACCGUCAUUUCUAAAGCUCCCAUUGGGCACCAUCAUCACCUUCUUCACCCACAGCUAAUGAACCAAAAUAUGAGAAGCGUUGGCUGGAUACGUUAUCAGUUCCUCUAUCAAUGGCUCGAAUUUCGAGAUACAAAGCUGGAACAAAUAAAUUAAGAUGAAGAUGGCAAACAAAUGCUGUUCUGCCUCGGACCAGGUGAUACAUAUGGGGUGGGUGAAUGAGAGGCUCCAGGGAGAAGAUUCCCCCCAGCUGUACACAUUCAAGUUCCUGGCACUGAAAGGCUCAUCGUUCUAUAUUUUCAGCACGCCUCCGCUCUGGCUCAAUAAUGACUGUUGGCUGCAAGCAAAUUUAUAUUUGGGGAUUCACCAAGACUACGAGCUUGAAGACCAGCGGCCGUAUUGUUUCAGUGUGGUGGUUGGACAUGGCAAGAGCCAUUACUUCAAUGUGGAGCAAGGGAGUGAGCUGGCGAUAUGGGAGAAGUCAUUCCAAAGAGCAAUCUUUUUGGAAGUCCAGAGAACAGGGUCUAAAACCUUUAUGUGUUCCUGGCAAGGAGAAAGUCUGUGUUUCACCUUAGAUUUUGCUGUGGGAUUCACAUGUUUUGACAAUAAAACAAAGAAGAUUCUCUGGAGAUUUAAAUUCUCUCAGCUCAAGGGGUCAUCAGACGAUGGAAAAACUCGAGUUAAACUGCUUUUUCAGAACAUUGAAACAAAACAGAUUGAGACAAAGGAACUGGAAUUUCAGGAUUUGACAGCAGUUUUAAACUGCAUCCAUUCAUUUAUAGCUGCUAAAGUUGCAUCGGUGGAUCCAACAUUUAUAGACAGCCAAUUCAUUGCAAGGAAAUAUACUUACAGUAAUUAA